This is a messenger RNA of Parnassius mnemosyne (clouded apollo), 207 nucleotides long. Lineage: Eukaryota; Metazoa; Arthropoda; Insecta; Lepidoptera; Papilionidae. The record is from the annotation of a GenBank genome assembly.
CUGGUGAUUUUAGAUAAUGUCGCUUCGAUCGUAGAGCAAAAUGGCAAAAACGUGCUUUUGAUUGGAUCCAAUCGUUUCAUGAAGCAUUACACCGGUCGCGGCGACCGGACUCGCUGGCGUUGCUGCAAGUCCUUCAAUAAAUGCCGAGCCAUCGCCAUCACGUACCAGGAUCGCAUAAUUAAGCUCAACAACAGUCAUAACCACUGA